AUGGAGGCCUCAGGGUUUAAGGCGCCCGAGGGGGGCUGGGGGUGGAUGAUUGUAGCAGGGUGUUUCUUGGCAAACAUCUGCACCCGCGCUGUCACCAGAUGUGUGUCCAUAUUCUUUGUAGAGUUCCAACAUCAAUUUGGAACGGAUUAUUCGUCUACAGCCUGGAUCCACAGUACCAUCGAUGGAAUCACAAUGCUAUGUGCUCCUUUGGGGGGUUUCCUGGGUAACCACUUCUCAUGCAGGUCUAUAGUGAUGGUGGGGGGCCUCCUGUCCUCCACUGGGAUGGUGCUCAGCUCGUUUGCCACCAGUCUGGCUUAUUUGUAUAUUACCAUGGGCCUUAUUACAGGGCUUGGGUUUGCUUUGUGUUACACACCAACCGUGGCAAUGGUGGGCAACUACUUCCAUGAGAGAAAAGCAUUGGCGUAUGGCAUUGGCCUGUCAGGUAGUGGCAUAGGGACAUUCAUUCUUGCUCCUGCCGUGCAGUUGUUGAUCGAGCUGUACUCGUGGAGGGGGGCCCUGCUGGUGCUGGGGGGGUUUGUGGCCAACCUGUGUGUGUGUGGGGCCCUGCUGAGGCCCAUCAACUCAAAAUCUAAAGCAGAUGACAGGACAUGGGAAAGCAAGAUGACUGCACAGAAGGACUACAUGACACCCACAAUCGAGUCAAAAAACACUGAUAUGAUGUCAUCAGACCUUACUAAGGAUGAGUUAGCUCAACUUGAGUUAAAUUCCUCAAAGACAAUUAAAAAUGAGACCGUGGAGAGUCUGAACCUAAAAAACAAGAACUCCAAUAAGAACGUUUUAGCUGGUGGCACUGGCCUCACAUGCAGGGUGAGCCUCAAACCCUGUGGGCUCUGUUUGUGCCUGGAGUCACGGGAGGAGUUCAGUUCCCUGCUGCAGCCGGACUUUCUGAUCCUUCUGGUGUCGGUGCUGUUCAUGGCGUUUGGCUGCAGCACUCCUUUGGUCUACCUGGUCCCCUACGCGCUCAGUGAGGGCAUGGAGCACCAGAACGCAGCCUUCCUCAUGUCCAUAUUUGGAAUUAGCAACAUCGUGGGCAACAUCACAUUUGGAUGGAUCACCGACAGGCCAUUCCUAAAGAAAUACCUUCUGUUGAACUACACGUGUGCGUUGCUGAUGGAGGGUCUGUGCUGUAUGUUCAUGCCCUUCCUCUGCUCCUUCCCGACUCUCGCUAUGUGUGUGGUUCUCUAUGGGUAUUUCGAUGGAGCCUACGUGGCACUCAUCCCAGUGGUUGUCUCAGACGUGGUUGGACCCUCAUAUUUGACCCCUGCUUUGGGAGUUGUCUACUUUCUCCACGCCGUCCCGUACCUGGUCAGCCCACCGAUAGGAGGUCUGCUGGUGGAUAGCACAGGAACAUACACUUCCACCUUUCACCUCUGUGGGGCCUCCUUCAUGAUCUCAGCUGCAAUAUUAACAGCUGCAAUGGUAACCAAGAGGUGGCAGAGGGCCAAGUCCACUUCUGUUGUAUAA
Molecule: messenger RNA, 1485 nt
Organism: Knipowitschia caucasica
Lineage: Eukaryota; Metazoa; Chordata; Actinopteri; Gobiiformes; Gobiidae
Source: the annotation of a GenBank genome assembly